AUGACACGUAACCCAGAUGAAUUUACUGAUAGCAAAACUCGCAUUUGCAAUGUUUAUAUUCCUCCUUUUAAGAAAAAAAAUCUCGAGGCAUCUCAUAAUCUUCUAAAUAGUCGUGAACACCAAGAAAAGUUAUGGAAUAAGUUAGAAAAAAACAUAAGAGGAGAGAUUAAUAAACUCAAUUUUUCAAAUAUUGAACAUGUGUUGGUUAAUAUUUUGAAGAAUAAUAUUAUUCGUGGUAGAGGAAUAUUAGUUAAUUGUGUUAUCAGAGCUCAAUUAUCCAGUCAGUCAUAUACUAGUGUAAUUUGCUACUUCUCUGCGAUAAUUAAUUGUAAUAUUCCUGAUUUUGGUUCUUUGCUGCUAAAAAGACUAAUUAAUCAGUUUAGAAUAUCAUAUUCAAAAGGAGAUAAAUUUGUUUGCAAGCAUACUUUAAUGUUUUUAGCUCAGUUAAUAAAUCAAAAAGUUGUUCAUGAACUUACAGCUUUGCAGAUAUGCCUUUUUUUAAUUGAGAAAUUAACUGACGAUUCAAUUGAGGUAUGUAUUGAUUUUAUUCUAGAAUGUGGUGAGUUUCUAUUGGAAAAUUCUCCACAAGGGUUAAACACUGUUAUGAAUAAGUUCAGAAGAAUACUUCAGGAAGGAAAAUUAAGGAAAAGGACUAAUUUUUUAAUUGAACGUGUUUUAAAUGAAAGACGAAUCAAUUUUAAGAAUUACCCAGCAAACAAACCGGAAAAUGAGUUAUUUGAUACUAACGAUCAAAUAACUCAUUUUAUAGACAUUUUGGAUGAAGAAAUCGACAUUCAGGAAGAAUUAGAUCACUUUAUUGAGACCGAACCUAAUGUUUUUGAAGAAGAGAACAAAAAAUGGGAAGAAAUUUCAAAAGAAUUGCUUUCUGGAUUAGAAGAUGUAAACAUUGAUAACAAUGAUGAACCACUUAUUGAAAACAAUUUUACAUUAGAUCUUUCAGAGAAAAACUUUGUUAUUUUAAGGAAGAAAAUUUAUCUAUGUAUAAUGAAUAGCUUGAAUUUUGAAGAAUGUACGCACAGGUUAUUGAAAAUGAACAUGAAAAAAGAACAAAUACGUGAGGCAUGCACAAUGAUACUGGAUUGUUGUUCAAUGGAAAGAACAUAUCAAAAAUUUUUUUCUUUGGUUGCUGAAAGGCUUUGCAUUAUUAGAGAGGAGUUUCAAGAUUCUUUUAAACAACUUUUUUCUGAAAGUUUUGAAAAUAUUCAUCACUUAGAAACAACUAGGCUGAGACAUAUAACUAAAUUUUAUUCAUAUUUACUUAGUAAAGAUGCAAUACCUUGGAGUGUACUUUUCAUUAUUGUAUUAUCAGAGAAAGAUACUGCUUCUUCUUCACGAAUUUUUAUUAAAAUUCUUUUUCAAGAGCUUUCCAAUAACAUGGGAAUUCAAAACUUAGAUAUAAAACUAAACUCCCCCGAGGUUUUGCCGUUUAUAGAAGGCAUUUUUCCGAAAGAAAACAUCUAUAAGAUAAGAUUUUCAAUAAAUUUUUUCACCGCAAUUGGUUUAAGUGCAUUAACACAAAAAAUGAGAGAUAAGUUGAGUGAUAUUGAAGAAAAGCAAACAAAUAAGGUAAAUGAACUUUGUUUUGGUUCCGAGAUUCACGGUAUACAGAUUGAUACAUCUAAUUCAGAAAAUAUAACUGAAAGUACGGAAGUCAAAAAUACAAAAUUUAAAACUAUUAAUUCAUCAAAAAUAAAGUUAAGUGAACAAAUUAAUUCAAAUUUAAGAAAACGAUUAAAAAGGCACUCCAAUUCUUGCUCAACAGAUUUACAGGAUGGCUUUAAAUACAGUUACAAUAUAGAUAACUAUAAAAGGAGAGAUCGGAGUUUUUCAAGAGAGUUUUAA
This is a messenger RNA of Cryptosporidium ubiquitum, 1863 nucleotides long. Its product is annotated as NIC and MI domain-containing nucampholin-like protein. The transcript has a single exon. Bases 1 to 1863 code for a protein of 620 amino acids. Gene Ontology annotation, biological process: mRNA splicing, via spliceosome. Gene Ontology annotation, molecular function: RNA binding; protein binding. The record is from RefSeq and is a predicted model, not a curated record. Gene Ontology annotation, cellular component: catalytic step 2 spliceosome. NCBI's taxonomy places the organism in Eukaryota, Apicomplexa, Conoidasida, Eucoccidiorida, Cryptosporidiidae.